This is a messenger RNA of Conger conger (European conger), 4591 nucleotides long. RefSeq names its product protein tyrosine phosphatase receptor type Ea (gene ptprea). The coding region runs from base 541 to 2814 and encodes 757 amino acids. The record is from RefSeq and is a predicted model, not a curated record. Gene Ontology annotation, molecular function: protein tyrosine phosphatase activity. Gene Ontology annotation, biological process: protein dephosphorylation. The transcript is spliced from 23 exons. NCBI's taxonomy places the organism in Eukaryota, Metazoa, Chordata, Actinopteri, Anguilliformes, Congridae.
AGUGGAAGUCAUUUGAACAAGAUUACCUAUUUUUCGACACAAGCAAGCCAGAACUACAGAAAAUAUUUCCCCUGCUCUGGUCGGUCCAUAGGAUUUCUCCGUUCCCUCGCUGGCACUGUUAGCCUAAUUGGGCAAGUGUCACCCACAGUACGAGUUUCGACGUUAUCGAUAAGGGAAAGAGGGACUGGACUGGGGACCCGCCUGUCCUCAGAUCGGCUGCGGCGAUACCUUUGAUGCGGAAGGGGGGGGCGCGAGAGAGGGGCCAGCAGCUUCUGCAGACGCGCCACACGUGGAAGAAUGCGCUGUGAGACGGCGAGGUGGCCCCGCGUCCCUCUGAGAUUCUGAGAUCCACGCUGCAGCAGAGGGGAUGACGGCCACCAUUUUAAAUCUCCGCCGCUGAAUCGCCUCUCUCUGACUGCCCUCCGAACGACUCCCCAGGUUACACAACCGAACCCCCCGACCCCCCUCACUUCCCUUCUCCCCGGGCCACCCCUACUCUCAAUCGACCCGGAGCGGGAGCCCUGGGACCGAGCUAUGUGAAUGUGCCGGGCCCCGGGGUCGACUGGACCACGGACGCACCACACACAGGACCCGGACGCACAGUACCCGGACCCCCAGGACCCAGGACCCCCAGGACCUCUUGCUCAGCUGUUGUUAUGGGCGUGGGAGUCCGCUGUCUGUGAAUCGCAGCUUUCUCUCCAGAGCUCCAUGAUGGUCCCGCUACUGUUUUUAGUUGCCGUGACAACACAAUCAAAUAAUUCCUCAAAUGAAAACAGCACACCAGAAAACCCAGUGCGCCCCAGCCCCCACGUCCUCCCGACCGUGCUGGUGGUGUCUCUGCUGGCCGUCAUCGGCGUGCUUCUGGCCUGGUACUUCCUCAGGGUAAGGAACCAGCGGAAGGCAGUUGUCACUAUACCCGACAAGAAGAUGCCAAAUGGCAUUUUGGAAGAGCAAGAGCACAGUAAGACACUCGGAGGCAGUUCUGGAGACUUAAACUCAUCUCCCCUGCAAGAGCAACAGACAGUGGUUCUGCUCCCGAGGUCCCCCUCAGCGUCCAAGACAUACCCGCCCAUCGCCUUGGACAGCCUGGAGGAAGAGGUCCGGAUCCGUUCGGCUGACGACGGGAAGCUCUUCCGCGAGGAGUACAACUCUUUGCCGGGAGGAUACAUACAGGGCACUUGUGAGGAGGCCAACAAAGAGGAAAACAGAGAAAAGAAUAGAUAUCCCAAUAUUCUUCCAUAUGACCAUUCAAGGGUGGUAUUAACACAGAUUGAUGGAUCCUUGUGCUCAGACUAUGUCAACGCCUCAUACAUUGAUGGUUACAAAGAAAAGAACAAAUUCAUUGCAGCACAAGGUCCUAAGCAGGAAACAGUAGCUGACUACUGGAGGAUGGUAUGGGAGCAAAAGGCUUCUACUAUUGUGAUGCUGACAAAUCUGAAAGAAAGAAAAGAAGACAAGUGUUAUCAGUACUGGCCAGACCAAGGCUGCUGGACAUACGGGAAUGUGCGGGUAGCAGUAGAGGACUUCACCGUACUGGUGGACUACACUAUUAGAAAAUUCUGUGUGCAAUAUGCCAGUGAUGGCUCCAAGACCACCAGACUGGUUACACAGCUUCACUUCACCAGCUGGCCCGACUUUGGGGUGCCCUUCUCCCCCAUAGGCAUGCUGAAGUUCCUCAAGAAGGUGAAGACGGUCAACCCGUCCUUCGCUGGACCCAUCGUGGUGCAUUGCAGUGCGGGUGUGGGCAGGACAGGGACCUUCAUCGUUAUCGACGCCAUGAUUGACAUGAUGCACGCUGAGCAGAAGGUGGACGUCUUUGGCGUUGUGUCCAGAAUACGAGAGCAGCGCUCGCAGCUAGUUCAGACGGACAUGCAGUACUCGUUCAUCUAUCAGGCACUGCUGGAAUACUACCUCUACGGUGACACGGAGCUUGACGUUUCCUCCCUGGAGGGACAUCUACAGAAGCUGCAUAACACCUCUGCGCCAUUCGACAGAGUAGGGCUGGAGGAGGAGUUCAAAAAAUUGACAAACAUGCGGAUAAUGAAAGAGAACAUGAGAACGGGGAACCUUCCUGCCAAUAUGAAGAAGAACCGUGUUCUCCAGAUUAUUCCAUAUGACUUCAACAGAGUAAUUAUGUCAAUGAAAAGAGGCCAGGAAUUCACAGAUUAUAUAAACGCAUCUUUCAUAGACGGCUACAGGCAGAAGGAUUACUUCAUCGCCACCCAGGGACCCCUGUCCCACACGGUGGAUGACUUCUGGAGGAUGGUGUGGGAGUGGAAGUGCCACUCCAUCGUCAUGUUGACGGAGCUGCAGGAGAGGGAGCAGGACAAGUGCUUCCAGUACUGGCCAACAGAGGACACUGUUACAUACGGCGAAUAUACUGUAGAAAUCAAGGCUGACACUCUGUGUGACACUUUCAGCCUGCGGGACCUGGUGCUGACAUUCGGCUCGGAAAAGCAGACACGGCUUGUACGGCACUUCCACUUCCACGGCUGGCCGGAAAUCGGCAUUCCGACCGAUGGCAAGGGAAUGAUCGACAUCAUCGCCGCAGUGCAGAAACAGCAGCAGCAGUCUGGAAACCACCCCAUCAUUGUGCAUUGCAGUGCUGGUGCUGGACGGACAGGUACGUUCAUUGCUCUAAGCAACAUCCUGGAGCGGGUCAAGGCUGAAGGCCUGCUGGAUGUAUUCCAGACUGUGAAGAGUUUACGGAUGCAGAGACCGCACAUGGUGCAAACCGUGGAACAAUAUGACUUCUGCUACAGAGUGGUACAAGACUUUGUUGACAUAUUCUCUGACUAUGCCAAUUUCAAAUGAAGAAAUCCAAAUCUGCCUUAAUUGUGUAUGCUGUUCAAAAUUCUGUUUUAAGAUACCAUGGUCAGGAUAUAGUUUUUCUCUGAACAGAAAUAAAUAAUAAGUUAGCUAUGCACUUGUCUUUAAUGUAACUAAAAAUACAUAAUAGUUGUACCAUAUUGUGAUAUAAUUAUUUUACUCAAUUGAUUGAAAUUGUAAAUGGCAAAUUGACUAAAAUGCUAAUGUAAAUUUGACAUGAUGUAAAUGAAUUCAUUUGUCUUGGGAUUUAGCAGUAUUAUUACUUUUAUUUUUUUGGAUCAUCACAGUCGUUCUAUUCCUGUACAAUGCAUUAUUAUAAUGUACUUUUAUUUGCAUUUCUUUUAAAUUUGUAACACCAGGUUCAGUUAUAUUUAAAAUUACAAUCCAUCUAAUAUUUAUAAUGUAGUUCAUGUAAAUGUAUUUAUGUACUAUAGUAGAUGCCCCAUUCCUACAUUUCAUGUGCAAAUGUUAAGUUUUAUUUAUGUACAGUUUGGUUGACAUUUUUAGAAAAUUUCUAUUUCUGGUGUAAAAAUUAUGUCUGCCUUUUUUAUGAGUCAUGGCAUACAUUCUGAGAUAUGCAGAGCUUAAAUAUAUAUUUCCAUUAGACAAAUCAGAAGAAGAAUUAUAUUUACAGAUUAGAUUAUGUUACAACAAAAAACAAACAGAUAAAAGCUAAACAAGAGGAAUAGAGACCAUGGGAUUGUCAAUUAAUCUGUGCACACUGGUACAACAAACUAUCACAAUUGCAGAAUUUAUGAAAAAAAUAAUUAUAUUUAUAGUUUUGUCUGAGGACUGUGGCAAAAGUUUGAGGAAGAGGCUGCACAUUAUCUGAAGCACACUACCUGAUGCUCACUGUCAGGUGUCAAUUGAUCUGUUCUUCAUGAGGAGGCAGAGGUUAUUAUUGAAACAAUGUGUGAAUAUGUACAUAUUUUAUUAUAAUGCAAGAGCGGCAGAACCACCGCAGAUAUAUUUUUGAACAGUUUCAUUGUACUUAUUUUGACAUUUGUGUGUUUGCUUGAUGGUGUGCCAUAUAUUGAUUAGAAAAACAGUAAUAUUUCUGAUCAGGAAAUAAUAGUCACCAGGUGACUUCAGCAAAUGGACAGAAUUUCUGGUAGAAAUUUGGUCAAAAUAAAAAUAUACUCUACAUCUACAUUUUGAUCUAACCAAAAAAGAGAUGACAGAAGCACAAGAAUAUGUGAGAAAAAUAUGUUGAUGCAACAGAAGAUGAAUAAAUGUUGCUUUGUUCAGAAACAUUAUGCAUAUCACCCACUGUAGCGGCACACCCUUUAUGACACCACCAUCACUGGCCAUUUAGUAUUCUAUUUUAAUAAAUGUCUAUCAUUAAAACAGUGGUCAUUAUACAGUACAUGGCAUCAUUAUCAUUCCAUUCCAUGUUUUAUUGCCAAUUUUGGCUCUGAUUUGAAGCAGACAUGAAGAGGGUUGAUUGUACAGUUAUUAGAGAUGCUGACUACAGCUCUUUUUAUAUCAUGAAAGGUCUUUGUAAUGAUAUUUCUGACCAAAUGUAUCUUACAGAAUUAAACAUCCUCAGUACUGCGUGACAGCUGACCUUGAAACAAGAUAAAACUGCCAUUAUUUUCUCUUGAUAUUUUGAGUUGUUGUAACAAAUCUGUCGCUGAAGCUUGCCCUCUACUUGCUUCGGGUUUCUCACCAUGGAUUACUUUUGAGGUUUACAAUGUCUUUGUAAAUGCAGUUUGUAAUACUGUAUUAAAUGCAUUGAAUCUCAGAUGCAUAACAAUUGCAA